AUAUCAUCACCUCAGUGAUUCACAUACACUGUGCACUCUGUCUCUUUCUCGCUGUGUGUCGGUCGCCCUCCUCUACCCUCACACACGUGUCUCUCCGCGUUCACACAAACAGUCAGGCAGCGAGUCUGCGCUGUUUGGUGUGGGAUUUCUCUUGGUUAGUUUUUUAUGUUAUCAGGGGAGCAGAUGAUAGGAAAGAGGGAGAGGAGGAGGAGGCUGAGGAGGUGAGACAGCUGUCUUCCUGUACGUAAUGUGGAGUAGUUUCAUGAGUCGAGGAAGUGGGAGUGGUGCAGUGGGCGGAGCGUUGCCAGGUCUCAUAGGUGCCACUGGUCCCUCAGUCAUGAUGAAACCCUUUCUGCCGUUUCCUGUUGAGACAACGUCACCAGUUGGACUUUUCCCAAACUUCAACACGAUGGACCCGGUGCAGAAGGCUGUCAUCAACCACACCUUUGGUGUUACCAUGAUGGCUCAAAUACAAAACUUAAACUUUUCUAUUUCUACAUCUCAGUCUCAGGCUGAGGCUCAUUACAGAGGAAGUCGUCACGCAAAGAAGCUCAAGUCUCAGGAGAACAAAGCCAAGGCUAAGCUGUCAAAUUCUGCAGAAACCAAUGGGAGCGUCUGUAAUCCUGCUGGCCCCGCCCCUCUUGUCUCAGCUGUCCCCGUCCCUCUUGUCUCAGCUAACAGCAGCACUAAUCAACACACAGAUUUCUUAUCCAGAACCGCAGACACUCCGUCUCCUGUCAAAUCUUUCCUCCUCCCCUCUACCUCCCCUCUCUCUUCCUCCUCCCCCUCUUCUAGUAGAGCAGGCAGUGAGCCUCCUCCAUCCAGCCCCCCAUCGGGACUCCCAGCUCCAGGCCUCUCUUCCUCUUCGUCAUCCUCUUCUUCCAAAGUGUCUUCCGCUUCCGCUCCCGCUCCUGUCACCACCUUGUCUUGCCCUGCUCCCCUUCCACCUGCACCCUCCCAGGAUGCUUCACCUUCAGUGGAGUCAGAAGAGGAGAAGGCGAAAAAGCUGCUGUAUUGUUCUCUUUGUAAAGUCGCGGUCAACUCGCUCUCUCAGCUGGAGGCGCAUAAUGCAGGAUCAAAACAUAAAACAAUGCUGGAGGCUCGUAGUGGCGCUGGGCCGAUCAAAGCCUACCCUCGGCCUGGAGCAAAGCUGAAGAACGGCAGCAGCUCGGGACUGAAGGGCUCCGGCCUGCAGAACAAAACCUUCCACUGCCAGAUCUGUGAUGUCCAUGUCAACUCUGAGAUCCAGCUUAAACAGCACAUCUCCAGCAGGAGGCACAAGGACAGAGUGGCAGGAAAACCCAGCAAACCCAAGUACAGUCCUUACAACAAACAGCAGCGCGGCUCACUCACUAAGGAGCUGGUGAAGCCUGCGCUCUCACCUUCAUUCCUCUCCACUCCUUUUGCUCCACCAUCUACUCCGCUCACCCCCUCUCUAUCACUCCCUCCAUCCUCUCUGUCCUCUUCCCCCCUCCUCACACCCACGUCCUCCCCCCUCACACCUGCGAUCUCUAUCCACCCUCGCCCUCCGGCCUCUUCCCCCCUUUUCACAGCCUCCUUCCUCCGUCCAGCACCUGGACCAAUCAGAGCGAGCCAAGGAUCGAUUCUCUUCACGCCGUACUGAUGCCAGCAGAAGCGGGAAGUCAUACCAGCGAACUUUGACCUCUGACAUGCUUUUUGUUGCCACUACGGGGACAUGGGAGACAUCGCAUUAAGACUGCAGGGAUUCAAACCUGCAACCUCCCCGCUAAGAAAGUUGUGAACUGUGAACUGCCUCUUGCCGACCAGAAGAGGGGAUGUACGUUUAAAUAAUCCUGAACCUGGAUGAACGAAAAAACAGAAUAAAAAAUAACAAAAGAGUUCUUUCAUUGAGACAUGUGAAGUUCCUGGAAACCAAAAAAUACUGAAGUUGCUCAACAUUGUUUAGAAAGCACUAAGUGACCGUAGAGACCUGCAAAAUCUAAAACACAGGGCCCACCUUAGAGAAAGCCAAGUCGAGAACAAAUAUCCGUUUUUAGCAGCCUGCAUUGGCCAAAAAAAUAGGCUUUUAAUGUAUUUUGAUUUGUCAGAGCUGACGAGACACUGAAUCUAAAGACAACCCAGAACCUGCUCCCAAACUCUUACCAACACAGGUAACAGUGCUGUUACUCAUUUUUUGGGGGGGUUAGGUUUUGAGGAAGUUUGGACGUUUUGAUGAGGCCAGACACUAAAGCUGAUGGGAACAUUUUGCUCGAGAUCCCAGCUCGGGUUCUCCCUCAGAGGUUGAAGAGGAUUGGAGGAGCUGUUCUAUCACCUGCUCGAGGAGCUUAGCAGCACAAAUAAGACGUCAGAAACUCAGCAGACGUCGUCUAUCGUGACCUAACACUACUGCAGCUGUCAGCGUGCCCUCACUCAGACGCUACUCUCGUGUUUCACAUAUACAUAAUUCCUGAAGAAAGUAAAAAAAAGUUGAAGGAUGGAGUACACAGCAUUUUGUACUUAUUGUCAACAAAUCACAUGAAAAUACUAAAACCAGCCAUGCUUGUUCAUCUCUAAAAACAGUUAGACGUCCUGUCGUGCAGCUCCGAAACCUACAUGGUUUACAAUAAAACCUACAUGGUUUUAUUUAUUAGUGGGGACACAGUGGUGUGAACUGUUUGGUUGAACAGGCGGCCUGUUUUCAGCCUCUGCGAUUGUUUGACCUACUGAUCUGUUUGGUGAUGUCAUUAAAACCUUAUUAUUUGGUUACUGAUGUAUAAAAACUUGACCAAAUAUUUCACUUUUCUCCUUAAAAAAGAGCAGAAAUAAAUAAAAUAGCUUUUUAUUCACCUGUUUUUCAGUUCUAAUAUCUCCCUGCAUCCAAACUGCCAGGCAAGUAUGCAAUUCAAUUUGUAAAAUGUUUCUGUUUUUUGUCCCAAAACAAUUACAUUUUGAUACACGUGAGCUACGUAAAUACUAAAAUCAGCUUUAAAAUCCUUAAAAAGUGUAAAACAUCUGCAACUGGUGACAUGACCUGACACAGCACUACAGCACAUCCUGCUCUGUCCUCAGUGGCGGCUACAGCUUCACCAAGUUGCACUAAAGCAGAUAUAUUCUUUAGUGGAAACAUGAAAAGCAGUUUAAACCAGACAGCUUCUCGGAUCAACAUUGUCACAUAACCGUUAAUGGUUAUCCAAAGGUUUGCUCAUCAUUGUCUCCGACUGUUUUCUGCUUUCUGUGUGACUAAUGUGUGACUAGUGUCCCCGUGUCCUGUCCACCUGUCUCCGCUGCCUGUUGAAAAAUGAUUUUGGACUCUGGAUGGAGAAAAGGGCCUUCUGUCUGAUUCUUUUGUUUUAUUGAACCUUCCUGCUGUCACUGAACUUUCUGGAGUUUGAAGCAUCUGAGCAGAACUUUUCUGAAAGCUGAAGAGUUGGAGAGACGUUUUAAAACAUUACUAGAACUUUUCCACAACCUGCAACUAAGCUCACGGACUCUCAAUCGAUAAAACAAACUUUUACCUACAGCUUUAAUUAAUGCUUCUCUGGUUAUUUUUGUGUUCUAAUUAUUUAUUUUACAUUGUGUGUUGUAUAUAUUUACCUAAAGCUUUUUCUUGAUUUUUCAAUAACUGCUUAAAUUAAGACUUUUGGUCCAUUUAUCACUCUGGUCCAGGGAUGGUUAUCUCAAGGUGCGCGAUGAACCCAUUAGCUUUUAAGCUUUCUUUGGCCUUCAUAUUACCUUUUUUCAUCAUCACUCAAAGGUCCACUUCUUGGCUGUUUUCUGAAGCUCCAGCUACAUCUCAGAGCUUUGGGUGAAGUGAGGUGUGUUUUUGUGUUUUUCACUUGUUCUUUAUAGUCCAGCUCUGUUACCCAGGAUAAUAAAAAUAGACUUGAUCUAGGAGCAGAGAAAAAUCUGUGUUGUCAAACUCACUGAGUGUGUGAAUACACGCCAGCAUCGCAGGAUAUUUAUCCAGUCUUCCAAGAACAACAGGAAAGUGAAAAUUAUGCCAUCCAGAAGAGCUAAAAUGUUUUUUUGGCCACAAAACCUUGAGUAAAAACACGACUUUACCCCGGCUCGCUUAAUAUGUGAUACACAGAGGGGCCUGUUUUCUUGGCUUUUACUUGUUCUACGUGCUUCGUUACUUAUUCAGUUUUAAUGAGUAACAAUAGUCAAAUCCUGUCUUUAACCUCCUAAGACCCGAACUCUUCCACGACAUGCAUUUU
Molecule: messenger RNA, 4178 nt
Organism: Pundamilia nyererei
Lineage: Eukaryota; Metazoa; Chordata; Actinopteri; Cichliformes; Cichlidae
Product: zinc finger protein 385B
Exons: 8
Coding region: 248-1624 (458 amino acids)
Cellular component (GO): nucleus
Molecular function (GO): zinc ion binding; nucleic acid binding
Source: RefSeq, a predicted model, not a curated record